Molecule: messenger RNA, 330 nt
Organism: Notodromas monacha
Lineage: Eukaryota; Metazoa; Arthropoda; Ostracoda; Podocopida; Cyprididae
Source: the annotation of a GenBank genome assembly
GUCAAGAGAGAGGCUGAGGUGACCAUGAAACAAGGCAAGUUGAGGACUGUCAAGAGGAUGGGACCUGACCCUGUUGUGGUUGAGGACUUGGCAAUGUUGGAGUGCCUGACAGAAGAUGUGAUAAUAGAUGCCCUGGAGACCAGGUUCAGGAAAGGACAGAUUUACACCUACAUUGGUGACAUCCUUCUGGCCAUGAACCCAUUCAUGGAACUGGACAUCUACAAUGACCAAGUCAGUCAAAGAUACCAAGGCAGGAUACAAAAGGCCUCAGAACCUCCCCACAUAUUUGCCAUUGCCAAUUCAUCCUAUUUUGCAUUGAUUCAUGAACAG